Messenger RNA from Armigeres subalbatus, 13324 nucleotides. RefSeq lists its product as uncharacterized. Lineage: Eukaryota; Metazoa; Arthropoda; Insecta; Diptera; Culicidae. The record is from RefSeq and is a predicted model, not a curated record. Bases 319 to 4281 code for a protein of 1320 amino acids. The transcript has 9 exons.
AAGACAGCGUGUCGGAAGCGAUUGCAAUGUUUAUUUUCUAGUCAAACGAAACGACAUGAGGAACGUUGCAACAUUAAAUAUAUGUCGUUCAAAAGCACGGAUAUGUGAAUGUUUUUGAGCUGCGGCUGUGUAGGAGUUAAAUUUGAAGUGACAAAUCUGUCCUCGAGAAUCUAGCAACAGUUCAUUGGCGGAGUUUGGUCGGAGUGGGUCGCAAUGAAGGAUUUCUGACGAAUGAACGCAAAAAACUCGAUAAGUGAAGAAAAAACUAGAUAACUAAAGUAAGCCUUAUUUUUGCAAGUGAAACGCCAAACGAUUGAAAUGUUUAGCUUUUUUAAACGAUCGAAGAGUCAAAAAUCAAAACAAAAACACGAUGCACGCUCAUCAAAGGUUGCUAUGCCGAACGCGUGCAUCACGAGUGCUUCGGAGACGCAGCCGCCAACAAUACCAGCAGCAACUCCGAUGCGACUACUCGUCGAUCAAAACGACGUCGUUCGAGAUCGUGAUGAUGCUAAGGUAGGACCCACUACCGACAACAGCGGAAGCGGUGGAGAGGGCGCAAGUGUUAAAAAUAAGCAGCAUCCACCACCAACGGCUGCUUGCUUCAGUCCGAAUGAUAUAAUCCGUGAGAACGGUCGUUCGUUCGACUUUGAGGACGGUACGGGUAGCGUGAUCGAGUUCGCAGACACCACCGAAUCUGACGACGGGAAUGCGAUCAAUGAGUACGAACAACGUGAGGACCACACAUUGCCACCAUUUCAAGUACGGGGGGAAACGAAUCUUCCCAAAUCGGAGCAAUCAACUAGUCACAAUCAAUACGCGAACCUGCUCGAAAGUGCAAUGGCUAAAGGGAAAAACAAACGACGCUAUCAACAGCAGCACCAGAAUGGCAAGAAUUUGCAGCAUCAACAAGGACACAAGCAAACAGGUCAAAAUCAACAAACGACCAAAGGUAACACCUUCCCGAGUGAGCAAACGUGUGCAACAAGCGAAAAAUCCCGCGAAGAAAAUACAGAAAAAGUGAAAGAAGUGAUCAACUUGUCUGAUGUAACGGCGCAGCAUGCUGAAAUUGUAUCCGAUACAAAUGAAAUUAAUGACGAAGAUAAUCAUAGUGAACAUAAUUCUAGCCAAGAGCAAAAAGUGAAAAUCACCACUAAUGAUCCUAAGCCUGAACAACGACCGUGUCUCACGGCCGAUGACGUCAAUGGAAACAACGUCGAAGUUCACGAGGAUAUAAAUAGCACCGUCGUGCGCUCGGAUACCAACAAGCCUUCAAGCUGUGAUCCACCCGAGCACGGUGUGAGUGCAACACCGGAGGAUCCUACUAUCACUACAUCCGUGACAUCACCGUUUCCGUUGACACAGACAACCAACGAGGUUCACGCUGUGGUCGUCAAUGAAACCGGCGUUGAUGAAUUAUUAAAGAGCAUCAUUAACGACUCAGUAUCUUCUCAGUGCCCUGCGGCGGAAGAACAUUCGUCGGUUACUUCUCUCGAGAUUAAAGAUGGUUCGCGCGACCAGACUAGCGGUAGUGAAACUGUAACUUGCGAAGACGUAACAUCGACCAAGGAAAUGGGCCAGCCGCCAAGUAAGCACAGUGAACCUGCUAGCAACAACAGACGAUCGCUCACGCCCAGUCGUCAAUCCUCCAGCCCGGUGUCAGAAAUUCGACCGCGCCAUUUAUCCACAGUGCAACCGAAACAAGAUGCUGCUCGGGACGAUAUUAGCGACGAUCGAGACGUCUUCUACGAAGCGACGGAAUCCUUAUCCCCCGUACCUAACUCCACCCCCGUGGUUAACAGUGACCCGACCGUACCACCGUUCGCCGAAACCAAACCAACAGUGCAAGAAAAGUCUACACUUCCCAAAGCUAUUAUUUCCGCUCAUCAAAGUGAGCCGCGAGUUAGCCCGAAAAAACGAGUAGUGUUUAGUGAUCAGCUCAUAAUAGAUGGGAACUGCUCCCAGGAAUCCGAUUUACGCAACGACGACAGUGUUAGCAGUGCAAGUACCGAGUCACUCCCGAAUGCGUUAAAUUUAGAACCACCACGUUAUGAGCAUGUCGUGAAAAAUAAUGAUGAACAAGUGCAUGCCGAAUCUUUACCGCCUGGUUCAUUUGUGUAUAACCAAAGUGCAAACGAAGUGGUCAGUGCAGAUAACAGCGUUGACCAAAGUGCAUUUAAUUGUGAUAAUAGUGGCAUUUCACCCAGUGUUCCAAUGAUCAUUGCCAAACCGAAACUAAUCGAAUUCCGUUACGAUCGCAGCAAUCCCAGUGCACAGCAAAAUGGACACCGCGAAGAAGAGAAAGAUAAACUGCAGCCUACUGCGAUCAAUGGUGAUAAAGAGUUGAUCGAAAAUGGCACAACCUUAAUCGUGGACGAGAUCAUCAGCCUUCCGGAUGUCGUGCAGCCAACGAACAUCGAGAAGGCGAACAAGCAGCCCUUCAACGCCGUUGAUAAAAUCAACAGUGAAAUGAAAGAGCUAGUAAAUCAGGAAUCGCGUUAUAGCGCUAAACUUGAAGAUGCCGAGAAACGGGCGAGCGAGGCUCAGACCAAGGUGUACGAGCUGCAGCUGCGGUUGGACGAGGUGGAACGUGAAGUUUGCCUGAAAGAAUGCAACGUAGACCGUCUCAAAGCGGAACUGGAUGCUGCGUGCAUAGAAUGUGAGACUAUUCGUGCGCGGAUGUACUCGCAGAGCUCCGAACUGGACUCAUUAAGACUGAAAUUCUCCGAACGGGAGGAUGAGCUAAAUCUUAAGUACCAAAACCUAGAGAUAGAAUACAUAGAGUUAACCGAGAAGUUGAAAGAUGUGCGCCAGUUGGCCCACGAUUUGAACAUGCAGCUGAUCAACGCGCAAUCAGAGUCGGAGCGGCGACAGAAGGAGAAGGACAAACUGGUCCAGGAGCGCGACGAGGAGCAAAAACUGGUCAAGGAAGCGCUCGAGUCCGCAGUGAGGGAGCGGGCGCAGAUCGAUGCCAAGUGGAAGAAUGACUUCGAACAGCUACGGACGGUGCACUCCGACCGGGAGGAGCACCUCAUGGAGGACUGCGAGUGGAAGAUUCGGUCGAUGCAGAAGAACUGCAAGGAAAAGAUAGAAAAGGUGGAGUGCGAACGGAAGAUGGCCUUGGACAAGAUGGCACGGCUGGAGCAGGAGACUAGCAAACAUGUUGAGGAGACCAAACACUUGAGAUCCUACGAAGCUGAGGUGGCUCAGCUGCGAGGAUUGACCUACGACCAGAAGGAAGCCCUAACCACAAUGACGCGUCAAAUGGACCAACUGAGAGCCGACCUGCUGAUGGCCAAUAACAAACUGGAAGCAGAACUUGUGAAAGUUCAGCAAAUUAAAAAUCGCUGUGAAUACCAACUAUGUGAGAAGGAACGGGAGGCACUGAGCCGGAUAGAGAUCGCACGGGGCGAGAUUGCCAUGCAAUGGGAGGAUCGAUUGCUGCACGAGAUGAAUCGCCUGAAGAUGGAACUGGAGCAGAUCUACAUCGAGGAACGGGUUGCUGCGUUGAACAAGUUCAAGCGAGAUGCUUUGGAGGAAACUGAAGCGCUGAAGCACAAAUUCAACAUGCGCGAGAAGCAACUUAAGGAGGAGAUUGAAUCACUGAAAGCCACAGUUCAGGAGCAAAAGCAUGCGAUGGAGGUUGCACAGACUGAGGCCGAUCACAAACUGAUGCAGUCUCGGAUGUUUGUUGAACGAGCAGAUAGGGAGCACGAGGCCAUUUUAGCCAGAGAAGUUUCCAAACGGGAUCAAAUUAUUGACAAUCUGAAGGAACAAUACGAAAAGGAGAAGUACGACAUGGAACAACAUUUCAGCUUGAGAAUCCAACAAGUACAGGAGGAAUUCCAGAGGGAGCUUUCCGACACCACAGAAAUGCUUAAGGCAACACAUAAAAAGGAAUUGGAAAAACAAUGGAAGAGUCUGGUGAACGAAAAGGAAGAAGCAAUGCAGUUGAUGGAAUGUCGACAUCGAAAUCGUCUCGAAGACGCUGAAAAUAAAAUCAGCAUACAAAACAUUGUGGGUGGACCAUCAGCUUUAUCUUCAGCCAAUCGUGAUUUUAACAACAACGACACAAACAGCAGUAUCGAGCAUUGCACACCGCCACUAGGCCCCCUAGCAAACUUCGCGCAUCUGUUGGUGGAGUUUGUCAAGGGCGCCUAUCCGAUGUUUCCGGCACUUGUGAUCUACUACCAAUUCCAUUCCCUCUCUUUGGCUGUGAUUACGUUCGUACUGACACUGGGGCUUAUCGUGUACCUCCAGAUGCGAGUGAUUAAUCGAGAUUGAAGGCACAUUAUUUUAAUGGCAGAUGCAAGUUUAUCUAGAGAAAAAAUGGGGGCAAGAUGGGCAUAUUUAGAACCUGAUUAAAUAUCCCGACCAGUGAAUAAUAACAGAUUUAUAUCAGACCUUGUUAUUCUGUUACAGCAGUUUUUUUAUAACUGCGGUUGUUAUAAAACAUGUACCAUUAGUAGUUAAAAUAACAAAAAUUGUAACAAAAUCUCUUCUAGUUUUAACAAAAAUAUUACUAAAUAUGUUAUUUAUUGAACAAAAAUAUAACUCGUUGUGUUACAUAAAAAGUGGAGAAAAUAGCUUAUACUAUAACAAAUUAUGUUCUUGAAAUGAUUAUGAUUAUUUAUAAUGUAGGCAAUUAACUUUGUUCAGCUGGUUCAACUUUGAAUGUAGGUUCAAGUUAUACUGAAGGUGGUACCUUCAUUUUCUUUCCAAUUCCUAUCUACCAAAAAUGUAGGCAAUUUUUUUUCGGUAAAAAUAAACAUAACACAUAAUGUUAUAAUCAUGUUAUGACGAUCAUAAAAUUUUUCUCUCCUCCAUUUAUGACAGAGAACUUAUAACAAAAUUAUUGCAAGUUUUGUUAUUUGUAACACAUAUUGAUAUAAUUGUGAUAAAAUUUUGUUAUGACUAACUGGUCGGGAUUAGUCAGUGCAUCAACAUAUAUUUGGUCCUUGUAAAAAUUUUGCUUUCUUAGACGCGAGCUUUCGUAAAUCUGAAAAUUUUAGCCGGAUUUUUUAAUGCUGUCAAUCAUAAUCAAACUCCAUAACAUUCCCAUUGGUAAAAAAAAACUCUAAAUUAUUUAAGAUGAAUGUUAGCUGCGUAUGUCAAUUCACCUUAAAUUCACCUUGUAUUUGCUCGAGCACGCUUGGACUUAAGAAAUACGCAAGGUAGAUAAUUGCUAAGCGUUACUCACAUUUUAUCACACGUACAUGCACACAUACAAACAUAAACAUAAUACAUCUAUUGAAAACAGUUAAAAUAUCAUACAAAAAGUAAAAUGGUAAAGUGUUCUCAUCUUGCCCAAUCCUGCCAUCCGAGAGUCACAUAAUUUAAUAUGCCUUAAAAUAAGAUAUGCAUUUUCAGAACCCGAUUUUGUCCAAUCUAAGGCAUUUUAUAUUGUAAUAAUUAAUACGGAUAAAACUACAGAAUGAAAUAAUAUUUAUGCUCUGUUUGAUGGAACCAAAUAUGUCCCUAGAAAUCUGUACUGAUAUACGAACAUAUUAAUAAAAAGUUUGUUUCAUAUUAUUAAGUCUUCUUACACACAAACCAUGCGAUAACUGCAACGCAUUUUAGACGACACACGGUUCUCAGUUGACGUCAGAUGCAAUAAAAGUGCAUCUGAUUGUGCAGCUUUAUGCAGCUGUUCAUUGUCUCAGACAGCUUUUUGAAGUUUAGCGGUCCGAUAUCUGUAAAAGUCAUUACUAUUGAAUAGCAACCGAAGAGCGGUAACAUAGCAACCUAGAAACAAGUUAUACAUAUAGUAGGCACUGUUAUACCAGAUAUUAAGUUAUUUCUUGAAAUAAAGAAGUAGUUAUCAAGAUGUCCGCAGAGAAAAAAAAUAUAAAGAAAUAAAGAAUUAAAGAAAAGCGACUCCAUUCAAGUCUUGUAGGCGAAAGGUAUGGUUCUGGCCAAUCGGCGUUUGCCUGUAAGAAUGCUGGAAUCAAAUGUUUCGGAUGUGGAAAGUUAGAGCACAAACGAGCAGAGGGCCCUGGAAAUCAUUCCGCUGGAAGAUUUGGGUCGACACGACCCCAACGAUUAACUGUUUAAUUGUUUGCCAUGAUGAGGACGAAAAAUAUUGCUUGGAUCUAGUAGUAAAAAUCAUGUUUUAGUCCCUUUUUUUUUUUGCUCCUUAGUUAGCUUUAAAUAUUAUAGUUAUAACAACUGCAUUGUAAAAUACUUCUUCAAGGUAGCCUUCUUGGGUAUCGGUUUGUUUUAAAUUUAACUUAAAACUAAUAAUUUGAUAACUUUAUACACUACAAAUUUACAACCUAGGAGGGACUAGCUCCCGGAUCACAUGCUGGUCGGAUGUCGACUCUUUACACUCGCCAAAGCGCUCGUGUAGUGUUUUUAUUCUGGUCGACGAUGAACCUAGUGUGUUGUCUUGGGAAAGGUGUUUAGAAUCGUCCGCUGGAAUCUGUUAUGGACCCGUCGUAGUAUGCCAUAUUCGACCACGGGUAGGACGAUUUGCUUGUAGACAGCAAGCUUAUUUUUCAGGGGAUAUGAUGACCGACGGUCAACGGGUACGGGUACAACUACUUUAACAAAACUUUACACUUUAUCACUGUUGCCGGAAAAUAAGCUUGCUGUCAAGUCAAGAUAUACGGCCUCAUUGGCCCAUUCCACUGUCGUGCCAUUGAGAAUGAAUUUGCAAUCCUUAACCGGAACAAGCCUAGAAGAUUUUGAGUCUGCCGCCUGGGUCUUCCCCUCAUUGAUACAGAUCGUCCAUCUUCCAGCUUCUGUGUACAGAGACAAAAUACCGCCUUCUGCAGGUUGUGUCAUGUCGCAGAUCCAAGGAUACUGCUUUGGGGUCGCUUGCGAUAGUGUCGUACGCAUAAGAACUCGCUCCUCUGAUUUUUUUACUUACUUAUGGAUCCUGUACACCUCCGGUGGUGCAAAGGGCCGACUUGAAAGAUCUCCAUCUUGAGCGUUGUCCGGCUAUCGCUUUAACCUGUUGCUAGGUUAGAUUUCGGUUUAUUUCUUUAUUGAGGCUUCGCCGCCAUGAGCCUCUGGGUCUGCCUCUGCUGCGUUGUCCCGCUGGGUUUCAGUCUAAUGCUUGUUUACAUAUUUCGUUUCCGCCCCUACGUAGAGUGUGGCCGACCCAGCCCCCCUUCCGAUCCCGAAUUUCUGUUGCUAUCGGCCUCUGGUGACAACGACGGUGGAGCUCGUUGUUUGAGAUCCAGUUGUGAGGCCACCAGGCCCGAAUUAUAUACCGCAGGCAUCUGUUAAUGAACACCUGCAGCCGCUGAGUGUUCUCCACUGAUACACACCAUGUUUCGCUAGCGUAUAACAGCACAGAUUCCACGUUAGAGUUGAAAAUUCGUAUUUUGGUGCGUUCACUUAUCUGCCUGUUUUUCCAGAUAUUUCUUAAACUCGCAAAGGCAGCCCUUGCUUUCUUUCUCCUUGCUUUCAAGAUUCUCCACUAGUUGCCCGUCUACUGUGAAUCUGGAAGGAAUCACCGUGUUUACAUCCAACGAUUUGGUUUUGUUGACGUUGAUGACUAAACCUGCCGAAGAGGAGCGCUCGGCUAGAUCGUUGAGCUUACUCUGCAUAUUAGAGCGCCGUUGCGCGAGGAGUGCAACGUCAUCAGCCAAUUCGAAGUCGUUUAGGUGCUCCAUGGUUAUAGGCUGCCAUAACAGCCCGCGGUUUGGUUCACGGUCAAUCGCAUCUACCAGAAUCUCAUCGAUUACGAUGAGGAACAGUAACGGUGAUAGAAUACAUCCUUGCCUCACACCAGCUAGGACCCGGAUAGGGUCGGAUAGGACCCCAUUGUGCAGCACUCUACACGAAAAGGCCUCGUACUGUGCUUCGAUGAGGCCGAUGAUCUUCUCAGGAACCCCCUUGCGUAUCAGAGCGCCCUACAUAUUCUCGUGAUUGAGACGGUCGAAAGCUUUUUCGUAGUCAAUGAAUACCAAGUAAAGGGACUCUUGGAAUUCGUUGACCUGCUCCAGAAUGAUGCGGAGCGUGACAAUAUGGUCCACACAGGAUCAUCCGGCACGAAAUCCGGCUUGCUGCCGCCGGAGAGUCGCAUCGAUCUUCUCCUGAAUCCGGGCUAGGAUAAUUUUACACAGAACUUUGAGAACGGUACACAGCAACAUAAUGCCUCGCCAGUUAUCGUAUACAGCCAGGUCACCCUUUUUGGGCACCUUCACUAAGAUACCUUGCAUCCAGUCGACCGGGAAAGUUGCGGUGCUCCAGAUAUUACGAAAUAAACGAUGCAGUAGUUGAACGCAUGUCAUAGGGUAAGCUUUGAGCAUCUCGGCUGAUAUGCGACCAACCCCUGGGGCUUUAUUCGAUUUCAUGUUUUGUAUGGCUGUUUGAAUCUCUAGCAGUGAUGGAGCUUCGGUAUUGACGCGUGUUAUACGUCGGAUCCUAGGCAGAUCAUGCCGAGGUGGUGAUGGCCUGGCUGGCACUUGAAAAAGUUGUUCGAAGUGCUCGAACCAGCGUUUCAGCUGGUCAGUUGGGUCGGUCAAUAACUGAUCAUUCGCGUCUUUCACAGGCAUCGUUGCAUUCAUCUUCGCCCCGCUUAAGCGUCGUGGGAUAUCGUAGAGGUGGCGAAUGUCCCCGGUUGUGGCGGCUCUCUCUCCUUCGUCGGCCAGAGAGUCUGCCCACGCUCGCUUGUCCCGUCGACAUGAGCGUUUUACUUCCUUCUCAAGAGCCGCGAAUCGUUGACGGGCUAAGACUUUGGCUUCUCUGGUUUUUGAUCGCUCUAUCGCGGCUUUGGCUUCUCUUUGCUCCUCUAUCUUCCACCAGGUCUCAUCGGUGAUCCAUUGUUUUCUUUGGGUGCGCAGUUCGCCCAGAUUGUUCUCGCUGGUGGCGAUGAAGGCAUUCUUGAUGGCGGUCCAUUGGUCUUCCACGCUGCUCCUCUGAUUGGGACUCGGAAGGUCCUAGCCGACUUUACAGUUUGUGCACAAGGACAGCAAGCCAAAUUUUGUCGAUUGUCUUUUCGGCAUCGAGUAAGACCAUGGCAGAGGCUUAAGAAACAGACUUAUUUCGUCCGAAGAUGGUGGUCAACUAGGGUCUGUACGUUAAUAGUUAAUCGAACGCGUUCCUUCAUGUUUUUGAUGACUUGAUAUAAGUUUUCAAUUCGUUAGCUGGAAUGUCCAACCCCUCUGAGAAGUGUUGGCAGUUAAAUGGAUGUUGUUCACACGCUCAUCAACGGCCGCUUCAUGUGGACUGGCGAUGUUCUGUCCAAGAUUGUACGAGCUGGCGAAAUUAUUUCUAAGGUCCAUCAUUCUGGCCUGGGAAAUUUUUCUCAUGCGAUUGCCACGUGUCUUAAUCGAAAACAGCCCAGUACUCCGGUACUGCUUGCAAGGGUCAUUUCGCAGGCAAAUCAAAUCUUUGAUAAGUAUAUCAAUUGUUAGGGCGUUACUAACUUAACGAGUCGUUCACAGUGGGGAAUAUCCGACCCAAAAACUUACAUAUGUUUUGCAGCUAAUUUCUGCGUCGGAAAAAUAUCUUUCCUCAAGGCAAAAUCCACGACAAAUUGAAUGGUGUUAUUUUCAUUCGCAGGAAAUUAUGGGAACUGGACAUUUUGCUCCAUUUACCCCCAAAAUCCAUUUUUUUUUUCUAUGACGGCUAUAAUUUAACAUCGAUUGCUGCUGAUUAUUUCUAUGUUUUCUGAUGCUUAUUCAGUAAAUUCGAAUGGUAUAAAUUCCGGCCUUGGAUAAUGUCUGGAAGUGGCCAUUUUGCCCCAUUUUCCCCCGAAAAUCGUUUUUUAUGGCGAUUACAAUUUAAAAUCGAUUGUGGCUAAUUAUUUCUAUAUUUUUUAUGCUAAAUUAGUAGAAAGUACGUAUGGUAUAUAUUCCGGCCUAGGAUCAUGACUGCCACCAAUCUCAAAUCCUGAAUUGUUGCAUGUAGUAUGGAUUGAUUGAAGGUGAAACAUUGCACUUACCUCGGGUUUUAAGUGGGUUUCGGUGAUGAACGCAACGUCGAUAUCCUUCUCCUCGAGGAAAUCGCUAAGCUCAAUCAUUUUGCUCUUGAGUUAGAAGUUGGUCUAGUUGACCAGACCCACGCUAUUAGCCAUCCUCAAACAGCACACCUGUCUUUUUUUUUUUUUUUUUUUUUACAAGGGAGAAUGCAUUUACACACUAACCCAGUACACGUGCAUUGUAGUUGCCAAACUACCACACGGAAGUGUACUGGAGUGUCGGACUCGACCAUACCGGUAAUACCGACUAAACUCCCUUGGGUUCCACCAUCGUUUCCCCCAGGAACUACCUCGCAGUACUACUUCUGGGGGGACGGCAGUACUAAGCGUACUCGCUCAUUAUCGCUCACACAGGCACUCGUCCCACGCGAGACUGACUUGGGUGCUUGCACACCAUUCACUCCAUUUGAGUCUUACUUGGAUGCUCUCCCGGACGCUCCGCUGCCAUGCCUCGAGGUGUCAAUAGCGGUAACUGCCUGGGCCUACAGAUAUUGCGCUACGACACUCCUGCCUCAGCACGAGCAGAUCAGUCACACCACUGCCGAAGCAGACCACACGCUACCCUGCCGAAGCAGGGACACUCCCCAUGCACCACAUGUGCACAACUGUAGGUGUGUGGGUACAACCCACUGCUACCCUGCCGCCGAAGCAGCUUCUCCAAAGACCAUUCGCUCCAUGUGACCCUUGUUCGGGUGCUCACUCUAACACUCCACUGCCAUGCCUCGAGGUGUCGAGAAGGUACCUCGACUCCUACCUCAGCAUGUGCAGUCCAUACUCAGACUUCUGCUGCGCUUCGAGGUGUCGAUAGCGGUAACUGCCUGGGCCUACAGAUAUUACGCUACGACACUCCUGCCUCAGCACGAGCAGAUCAAUCACACCACUGCCUAAGCAGACCACGCGCUACCCUGCCGAAGCAGGGACACUCCCCAUGCACCACAUGUGCACAACUGUAGGUGUGUGGGUACAACCCACUGCUACCCUGCCGCCGAAGCAGCUUCUCCAAAGACCAUUCGCUCCAUGUGACCCUUAUUCGGGUGCUCACUGUAACACUCCACUGCCAUGCCUCGAGGUGUCGAUAGCGGUAUGUAGGGACGAAUCAACGAUACUACGCUACGACACUCCUACCUCAGCAUGUGCAGUCCAUACUCAGACUUCUGCUGCGCUUCGAGGUGACAAUAGCGGCGACACGCUAUGACACUCCUGCCUCAGAUCAACAACCAGAUCACUCACUCCCUGCCGAAGCAGCUCACGCGCUACCCUACCGAAGUAGGUACACUCCACAACUCACUCUAACACUCCACUGCCAUGCCUCGAGGUGUCGAUAGCGGUAUGUAGGGACCAAUCAACGAUACUACGCUACGACACUCUUACCUUAGCAUGUGCAGUCCAUACUCAGACUUCUGCUGCGCUUCGAGGUGACAAUCGCGGCGGCGCGCCGCUAUGACCCUGCUGCCUCAGAACAAACAGAUCACUCACUCCCUGCCGAAGCAGCUCACGCACUACCCUACCGAAGUAGGGACACUCCACAUGCCAAUUGGCACUCCGUGGGCUUGUGCUUUUGAAGCGGCACACAGUCGCUUUGAUAGAGUCCGCUUACGGGCACUUGUGGUUUUUUGGGAGGGAUUUUAGCAGAGCCCACUGCUAAAUCCCACCACGCCCUAGGCAGUUCUCCCUGACUCGCAGACAGCUGGGGAGGGGUCGUCAAGCCCUUGGACAUGGUCCAUGCUGUCCCUGCUGUCCCUGCUGCCCCCUCAUUUUGUCUCAAUUAAGAGUUUGGGGGGUUUUUGUCUCGGUAAGAGCAAAUUUUGUUUUGUCUCAUUUAAGAGCUUUGUUUUGUCCCGUGUACGGAGGAACAGGCCGUUUUACCUAGUAUGGAAGCAGACUACCUCACACCUGUCUUUAUGAUUAGUUAUUGUGACCUAUGUACGAUCAAAUGCAGUCAUAUAUGAGUUCCUGUGACCAAUGCGGUCUAUAUUGUGCUACUGAGGUUUUUAAUGACGAAAAGGCCCAGAGUGUAAGUUUGGUCGAAACGAGAUUUGCAGCUUCGUAGACGAGCUGCAACUUGGCAAAAAUCGGAGUCAGCUGUUCCGGCGUGUAGAUGACCUGAUAACCUCGAUUUGCUUGAACUCAUUGAAACUAGUAAAACCGCGCUUCAGUGUACGAGAUACUGAUCACGGUGAAUUCGGAUUUGUCAUGCCGAGCGAUCGAAGGCAUUGGAAGGCUUGCGUCAACUAUUCUCAGAGCUUCUUCAGGUCCUUUACGUCGACGUCGUUGAAGCCACGCAGCAAGACUCUUAGUAACUUGCUACCAGGGGCAUCAUGCGUGUAAUACUGGUAACGCUUGGCGUUUAGGUACCCCAGCACUUUCGCUCUCAUCUUAGGUACCACAGUGAUACUUGCCAUCGCUCAUCAGUUCUACAUCUUCGACACAGAGGCGGAAGGUGCAUUUAAGUCCCCGAGCGAUCAGUUUCCACAGGUCGGGACGCAAGACCGUCUUUGCUCUUUGAACCCAGUUCAGUGUGCACUGGGUUUGUACGCAAGCAAAACGACCAUGGUAACUAAGAUUCUCUAGAUUUGGAAGCAUGAUUUUGAGCAAGCUUGAUUUCUAUCCGUUUGAUGCCCACGUGUUCCAUUACUAGCCGAAAAAUGUGUAGCAUGCCGUCGCUUGAGUUUGUUUUCCUAGGAAACUAGUGGCUAAGUUAGGUAGUGCAGUGUGUAGUGUUCAGAACGUUUUGGAAGAAAGCUGUCUGUUUUAAAUAGUUUUACGGUCAGAUUUAAUCCGGGAGUUAGAAAGUGCUAGCUCUAAUGCAGCUCCAGUGACCCAUUUCAGACCGAUUGGUAUUUCAUGACCAGUCCGAGGUCACUUUUGCUUACAACAAGCCCCGCCUAUUUCUGCUACCAUUAUUAAUUGGAUAAUGCAUCUUCAUAAUAAGCAAACUUCCGGAUUAUUCAAUCCAGCGCGUAUUUAAUUUUGAUAUAGGAAGCAGGAAAGGGGCUCCCAUGAAGCUUCCACAUUAUACACAUUUUUGCACGUAAAUUGCAUUGAAUGAAUCACAAAACCGAACUUUUUUCAUCAGAACACUCGCGCACGUUGCGGUAUACCUAUCCGGAAGUUCAAGAAACCUAAAACCAGAAAAAAUCCUUAGCACCAACCGAAAUAAAAACUUUACGAUAUCAAAGACAAAAAUUUGCUGUCAGAAAAUCGAACACAACCGACCGCAGGCAAGGCUUACUUCGAUCCCGGGUUAAUCUUAACAAAAAUCGGCGGGCACUUCUUCUUCCGGAUCGCACACACAAAUGAAAACUAGCCAGAGACAAUCAAUUAACACGUCGAGCACACAAACUUUUUGAAUUGAUUUAUUGGAUCCUUGUCUCUGGCGCAACAUUCCUGUGG